Molecule: messenger RNA, 643 nt
Organism: Erythranthe guttata (spotted monkey flower)
Lineage: Eukaryota; Viridiplantae; Streptophyta; Magnoliopsida; Lamiales; Phrymaceae
Source: RefSeq, a predicted model, not a curated record
CAACUGUUCUAAUUACUUGAUGCAACAGAAAUUGGAGCUAAAUAUAUACAGUCCUCGUAAUUCGACAACUAGCUCGCCGCUUCCGUGCAAUAGCACACUGUGUGGACCUACAAGAGCAUGCUUGACUAGGUCUAAUACUUGUGCUUACCAAGAAUUAUACGGCGCAUCCUCGAGUACAGGAAUAUUAGUCGAUGAUGUUUUGCAUUUGGGUACAAAUACCAAUCCACAAGACAUCGUUGAUGUCUCGGUUACAUUCGGAUGUGGAAUGAACCAAACGGGUUAUUUCUUGGAAAGUGGUGGCGGUAUUAAUGGCAUAUUCGGACUUGGUAUGGGCGGUAUAUCCGUGCCUAGCAUUUUAGCUAGCAAAAGUGUUACAGCGAAUUCUUUCUCCAUGUGUUUCGCAGCUGAAGGAUCUUCCGGUAGAAUUGAAUUUGGAGAUAAAGGGAGUGCAGACCAAAAAACAACUCCAUUUAAUCUUCAGAAAUCAAACCCGACUUAUAAUAUCACCGUCACACAAGUUGUUGUGGGUAAUAAUGUGACCGAUCUUGAGUUCACUGCAGUUUUCGACUCCGGUUCCGCGUUUACACGCUUGAACGAGCCGGCUUACUCUUUUAUUGCAAACAAAUUUGAGUUGUACACAUAA